Molecule: messenger RNA, 1639 nt
Organism: Prunus dulcis (almond)
Lineage: Eukaryota; Viridiplantae; Streptophyta; Magnoliopsida; Rosales; Rosaceae
Product: protein NLP6-like
Exons: 5
Coding region: 1-1596 (531 amino acids)
Molecular function (GO): DNA-binding transcription factor activity
Source: RefSeq, a predicted model, not a curated record
AUGACCAACAUUUUUCAUAAUCUUCUUGCGUUGGUGGCUUCCAUGUUGGCAGUGCUGGAACUUGUGGUGGCAGCUGCGCGACUGGUGCUGGUGGUGGCGGUGGUGUCAAAGGCGGCCCAAGAGAGACAACUUUCCCGGAAAACGAAAGAAAAAUCACUGCUUUCCCAGAAACUGGUCGAGCCAGAAGAGGAAAGCCAAACUCAAGCCAUUCCGCCAAAGUCAAAGAACAUAGUGGACGACAGAGAAGCUGCGCUUAUGGAGUUUGAUCUUGGCCUCGAUGCUUUUUCUGACCGUCCUCAAUUCAGUUCCUGUAUUCCUGAUCCGGGAAGGGAAAUACCAAGAGAGAAUGAGGACAGAAGAAUGCCAACAUCCCCCUUUUUGGGACUGGAACCUGUUGAAAAUCCUAAUGCUUAUUGCUUAAUUAAAGAGAAGAUCACUCAAGCUCUGAGACAGCUCAAGGAAUUGACUGACCAACAUGUUCUAGCUCAGUUUUGGGCACCAGUGAAGAAUGGGGGUCGGUAUGUGCUCACAACUUCUGGGCAACCCUUUGUUCUUGAUCCUCAUACUAAUGGACUUCAUCAGUAUAGGAUGGCUUCUCUGAUGUAUAUGUUUUCUGUGGAUGGAGAGAGUGAUGGAAUGCUUGGGCUCCCUGGCCGUGUUUUCCAGCAAAAAUUGCCAGAAUGGACCCCAAAUGUUCAGUACUACUCCAUCAAAGAGUAUCCACGGCUUGGACAUGCUCAGCAUUACAAUGUUCAGGGAACCUUAGCUUUGCCCGUGUUUGAACCCUCUGGACGGUCCUGUAUUGGUGUUCUUGAGCUCAUAAUGACUUCUCCGAAGAUCAGCUAUGCUUCUGAGGUUGAUAAAGUUUGCAAAGCACUUGAGGCAGUAAGUCUGAAAAGUUCAGAGAUAUUGGAUCAUACAAGCAUGCAGAUUCAAAUAUGCAAUGAAGGUCGCCAAACUGCAUUGACGGAAAUCUUGGAGAUACUGACAGUGGUGUGUGAAACUCACAAAUUACCGCUUGCUCAGACCUGGGUUCCUUGUAUGCAUCGCAAUGUUUUGGCUUAUGGUGGUGGCCUGAAGAAGAGCUGUACUAGCUUUGAUGGUAGUUGCAUGGAACAGGUCUGCAUGUCCACAACGGAUGCGGCAUUCUACAUUGUCGAUGCUCCUAUGUGGCAUUUUCGAGAGGCCUGUGUUGAGCAUCACUUACAAAAGGGUCAAGGGGUUGCUGGGAGGGCAUUUUUGUCCCGUAGCGCAUGCUUCUGCAGAGACAUUACCCAGUUCUGCAAAACUGACUACCCUUUAGUACACUACGCACGCAUGUUUAAGUUAACCAGCUGUUUUGCAAUCUGCUUACAGAGCACUCAUACUGGAAAUGAUGAUUACAUUCUAGAAUUUUUUCUUCCCCCGAGCAUCACAGACAGUUAUGAACAACAAACUUUGUUGGGCUCCUUAUUGGCAAUAAUAAAGAAUCAUUUCCAGAGUCUCAAGGUUGCUUCUGGAAUUAUACUUGAAGAGGAAGGGCUUGUCGAAAUGGUUCAAGCUUCUACAAACAAGGGACUUGACUCAAGACUUGAAUGUAUACGUAUACCCCGUUAAGCGGAAACACAACCAGGGCCUGCCUUACCUAAUGGAGAAGAGA